Molecule: messenger RNA, 1342 nt
Organism: Rhipicephalus microplus (southern cattle tick)
Lineage: Eukaryota; Metazoa; Arthropoda; Arachnida; Ixodida; Ixodidae
Product: QRFP-like peptide receptor
Biological process (GO): G protein-coupled receptor signaling pathway
Cellular component (GO): plasma membrane
Molecular function (GO): neuropeptide Y receptor activity
Source: RefSeq, a predicted model, not a curated record
CACUUCGAUACAAGCCGUUACUAAUGCCUCCCGGUCACGAGCCUAACUCUUCGUCGGGCGUCGCCACCUCGGCCAUUGACGACGAGGACGUCCCCGAGGACUACGACUACGAGGAGUCGGCGUGGCGCUUCGACCUGGCCGACCUGGUGCCCACGGCGGCCGUGUACGGGGCCACCCUGCUGCUGGGGCUGGUGGGCAACCUGCUCAUCGUGUACACGGUGGCCCGGUUUCCGCGCAUGCGCUCCAUCUCGAACCUGUUCCUGGCGUCGCUCGCCUCGGCCGACCUGCUCAUCGUGCUGCUCUGUGUUCCCGUCAAGUUCGGCCAGCUCUUCUCGUACACCUGGACGCUGGGCGAGGUGGGCUGCAAGCUGCUCCUCUACGUCCAGCACGUCUCCAUGAUCUGCUCGGUGCUCAACCUCACCUUCCUCAGCAUCGAGAGAUACUACGCGGUGAUCCAUCCUGUUCGCUCUCGCUACCUCUGCACCUUCAGCCAAGCUCGUCGAGUCAUCAUGUUCAUCUGGCUGACCGCAUUUUUAAGCGCGCUACCCAUCAUCUUUGUUCAGGUUCACGUGGAGAUGGGCCUUCGUCGCCGCGCCUACUGGUGCAUGCGCGACGAGGCCAGUCCCGGAGCCUGGCGCUCCUUCGAGAUCUACAUGCUCAUCCUGGUGCUCUGCAUACCCACCCUGGUCAUGGGCUACGCCUACACCAAGAUCUGCGUCCAGCUCUGGAUGGUCGUGCGGGAGCGGGCGCAUCUCACGUCUGGCUUGGCUUGUACGGAGAUGUUGGAGAAGACUUCUGGAGCCAACGACUGUUUCGGGGCCAACGGCAACAAAAGGAUCCUCGGAAAGCCGUCGCGAGCCGACGAAGACACCGUGAAGCAGGUGAUCAAGAUGCUCAUCCUGGUCGUCUGCCUCUUCGUGCUCUGCUGGGCGCCCAUCCUGAUCCUGAACGUGCUCACGGCGUUCGGCGGCGUCGCGACGCUCAACUACUCCUACCUGAAGCCACUGCGCACCUGCUUCCACCUGCUGUCCUACCUCAACAGCUGCGUCAACCCGCUCGUGUACGGGUUCAUGUCGCGCUCCUUCAGAGUCUCCUUCAGGGACGCCCUGUUCGGCUGCCUACGCCAGCGCAGCGCGCCUCAACGCGGAACCACGUUUCGCACGAGCAGGACUCACACGUCCAGCGUCAGCCUGGGACGCUCGGGGACCUCCGUCACAUGACGCCAGCCGCCGCAGCCCUGCGUGCGAUGCAUCCGCUGGUCGACGAGCUGCGGUCCAGCUCUCGACAUGACCACGACGUCGAGUGCCGAAGGCUGACCGGUGACUGUUCCAGCCCGGAGAAU